Messenger RNA from Penaeus monodon (black tiger shrimp), 4468 nucleotides. RefSeq names its product pre-mRNA-splicing factor ATP-dependent RNA helicase PRP16-like. Gene Ontology annotation, biological process: mRNA splicing, via spliceosome. The transcript is spliced from 2 exons. The record is from RefSeq and is a predicted model, not a curated record. NCBI's taxonomy places the organism in Eukaryota, Metazoa, Arthropoda, Malacostraca, Decapoda, Penaeidae. Gene Ontology annotation, molecular function: RNA binding; ATP binding. Gene Ontology annotation, cellular component: spliceosomal complex; intracellular anatomical structure. The coding region runs from base 312 to 4103 and encodes 1263 amino acids.
GUUUUAUUUACAUCCGAGCGAAACAAAUGAGCAGCAAAAAUGUGAAACGUUUUCUUAAGUUGCAUGAUCUCAAAACAAAGCUGUCAUUUCUUUAGUUGCAAAAUAAGCAAGUGAUAGGAAAAGAACACUGUUCCUGGGUAGGAGUGUCAUUGCAGAAUAUGGAAACAAGGACAAACUCAUUGCAGAGUUGAAGAAAUCACGGGAGUCCAAAGUACUGAGCAAGUUAUUCAUAUUCAGCAAACAACAAAAAUACUGAAGUUCGCCGUAUUCAUUGGAAUUUAAAAACGCUUACAAUUAAAGCAGAAGGUGAGAUGUCACACAUCCUGGAAGGUUCCUCGGGAGGUGUUGGAGGCCUCAUCGUAAGGAAGGUGAAGAAGGAAGAAGAUAAUGACUCGGUGUUCAAAAAGCCAGGUGCUCCUGUCAGGGGCUCGAUCCUUGGCCUGGACAAACUGGCUGCCCUGAAGAGGAAGAUCCGAGAGGAUAAUGACAAGGAGAGUAGCCGGAGGAAGGUGAAGAGGGAUUCAUCCAGUGACAGUGAUGAUGGCAGUGACAGCGAUGAGGAGCAUGGAAAGGAGUCAAGAAAAGAGGACAAGGGAAAGCAAAGGGAGUACAGGUCGAGGUAUGAUGAGACACCGACAUACACUGGGGGUGUCAACCGUGAAGUUAGAGACCGACUCACGGAAAAACAGAAAAAGCACAAAGACAGGUAUGUCAGUGCAUCAUCCAAAGACAGAAAAGAAAGAGAUAACGACAGAGAUAGAGACAGAGAUGACCGGGAUAAAUAUAGGGACAGUAGAAAAAGAGAAUUUGAUAGAGAUAGAAGAGACAGUUAUUACAGAGAUGGAAGAAGGGAAAGAUAUGGUGAUAAAAGUGAAAGAUAUGGUGAUAGAAGUGAAAGAUAUGGUGAUAGAAGUGAAAGAUAUUACAAAGAUCGAAGUAAGCGAGGAGACAGGAGUGAGAGAAGAGGAGAUUAUGGAAAUGGUUCAGAAAGAUCAGGUUAUUCUGAGAGAUCAGGAAUGGGUGACUGGUCUGAGAGGUCCAAUAGGACACCAAGGUUCUCUGAUGCCCCAGAAACACCAAGGAUUCCAGGUGUGAAAGAUACACCUUCCCAUUCUUCAUGGGAUGAUGAAGAUAACUCCAUUACUCCUUCAAAGACCUCUUCCUGGGACCUUCCUACUCCCUCUUCCCAACAUCGAUCCAGAGACAAUGACUGGUCUUUCCGCAGUGGAAGCCACUCGAUGCGAGAGAGAAAUUCCCCCAGCAGGAAGGACUUCCAUGACAGUGAUAAGACUCCACUUCCAACACCAUCAUACAAGUACAAUUCUUGGAUGAGUGACAGAGAUGGGAAGGUGAACAGAGAAUUUGAUGAUGAAGAAGAGAGAGAGAGAUGGGAAGAAGAAGAGAAACGAUUAGAUAGACAGUGGUAUGACAUGGAUCAAGGUUAUGAUGACACAAAUAACCCAUUUGCUGAUGUAUCCCAGGAAUAUGAGAGGAAGAAAAAUGAGAAACUGGAAAAGAACAAGAAAAAGAUGAGUGCAAAGCAGAGGCAAAUUCAUAAGGAUAAUGAAUUGUGGGAGACAAACAGGAUGUUGACCAGUGGUGUUGUACAAAAGAUAGAUUAUGAUGAGGAUUUCGAGGAGGAAUUUACCAACAGGGUCCAUAUUUUGGUGCACAACAUUGUGCCCCCAUUCUUGGAUGGACGUAUAGUUUUCACUAAGCAACCAGAGCCUGUGAUUCCAGUUAAAGAUUCUACAUCAGAUAUGGCACAGGUGUCCAGGAAAGGUUCUGCUGCUGUCAAGAGCAGGAGAGAGCAACGCGAACGUCGGAAAGCUGCUAAAAAAGAAUGGGAACUUGCGGGUACACAGCUGGGAAAUCUUAUUGGUGUCAAAAAAGAAGAUGAAAGAGAUGACAGAAAGAUUGAAGAAGGAGAAACUGAUUACAAAGCUGAUCAGAAAUUUGCAGAACACAUGAAAAACUCAAAUGAAGCAUCUAGUGACUUUGCCAAAAAGAAGUCCAUCAAAGAGCAGCGACAGUUUCUCCCAGUCUUUGCAGUAAGGGAAGAACUACUCCGAAUUAUUAGAGAGAACUCAGUUGUUAUCAUUGUUGGUGAAACAGGAAGUGGGAAGACGACUCAGUUGACUCAAUACCUUCAUGAGGAUGGUUACAGUACACUUGGCAUGAUUGGAUGUACACAGCCAAGGCGUGUGGCUGCAAUGUCAGUAGCCAAGCGAGUGUCUGAUGAAAUGGGUACACACCUUGGAGAAGAAGUUGGUUAUGCCAUUCGUUUUGAAGAUUGUACAAGUGAAAAGACAAUCAUAAAAUACAUGACUGAUGGAAUUUUGCUCAGAGAGUCAUUGCGUGAGAGUGAUUUAGAUAAUUACAGUGCAAUUAUUAUGGAUGAGGCUCAUGAACGUUCUCUAAGCACAGAUGUAUUGUUUGGUUUGUUGCGUGAAGUUGUGGCUCGUAGACAUGAUUUGAAGUUGAUUGUUACAUCUGCAACUAUGGAUUCACAAAAAUUUGCCACAUUCUUUGGUGAAGUACCAGUGUUUACCAUUCCUGGCAGAACAUUUCCUGUUGAGGUAUUUUUUUCACGUAAUGUUGUUGAGGAUUAUGUAGAAGCAGCAGUGAAACAAGCUCUUCAAAUUCAUCUUCAAGCAGAGGAAGGAGAUAUCUUGGUGUUUAUGCCAGGACAGGAAGAUAUUGAGGUCACCUGUGAACUUAUUGUGGAGAAAUUAGAUGAAAUUGAUAAUGCCCCCCAGUUAGCUGUUCUUCCCAUCUAUUCUCAGCUUCCUUCAGAUCUCCAAGCAAAGAUUUUCCAACGUGCACCUGAUGGUCUGCGCAAAUGUGUUGUGGCUACAAACAUUGCUGAAACAUCUCUUACUGUUGAUGGUAUUAAAUAUGUUGUUGAUUCAGGUUACUGCAAGCUGAAGGUUUUUAAUCCAAGGGUAGGUAUGGAUGGCCUUCAGGUUUAUCCAGUGUCACAAGCCAAUGCCAACCAGAGAAUGGGCAGAGCAGGGCGCACUGGUCCUGGUAUGUGCUAUCGUUUGUACACAGAACGACAGUAUAAAGAUGAACUGUUGGCAACUACUGUUCCAGAGAUCCAGCGUACUAAUCUGGCAAAUGUGGUGCUUCUACUGAAAUCUCUUGGUGUAGAAGAUCUACUUAAAUUUCAUUUUAUGGAUCCUCCUCCUCAGGAUAACUUGCUUAAUUCCCAGUAUCAGUUGUGGACUCUAGGUGCCUUGGAUAAUACUGGUAUGCUAACAAAGUUAGGGAGAGCAAUGGUAGAGUUUCCACUUGAUCCAGCACUUUCAAAAAUGUUGUUGGCAGGUGUAGAAAUGCAUUGCUCAGAAGAAAUUUUAACAAUUGUUUCCAUGUUGUCUGUACCAGCACUCUUCUACCGUCCCAAAGGUAGGGAGGAGGAAGCUGAUGCAAUGCGUGAAAAAUUUCAGGUACCAGAGUCUGACCAUCUGACUUAUUUGAAUAUAUAUAGACAGUGGCGUCUGCAGAAAUAUUCCAUGAAUUGGUGUAAUAAGCAUUUCUUACAUUUUAAAGCUCUUAAAAAAGUAAGAGAAGUAAGACAGCAGUUACAUGAUAUUAUGGAACAGCAAAAGCUAAAGGUAAUUAGUUGUGGUAUGGAUGAAGACUUAGUACGAAAGUGCAUAUGUGCUGCAUACUUCCAUCAGGCUUGCCGCCUAAAAGGGAUUGGUGAAUAUGUUAACCUUCGUACAGGAACACCUUGCCACCUCCACCCUACCUCAGCUCUGUUUGGUAUGGGAUACACACCUGAUUACAUUGUAUACCAUGAACUGGUAAUGACAAGUAAAGAGUACAUGCAGUGUGUCACAGCAGUGGAAGGAGGGUGGUUAGCUGAAGUGGGAGGUAAAUUCUACAGCAUUAAUGAAGGUGGGGCGUCUCGGAUGGAGAAGCGGCGCCAGGCUCUUGCACACAAAGCUGCCAUGGAAGCAGAGAUGGACAGAGCCCAGGACACACUGAAGGCACGAGCAGAAGAAAAGCAGCGAAGGGAAGAAUCAUCCCGUCGCCAGCAAGUGUAUGACGUUGGCACACCCAGACGUGUGCAGACUUCAGCACGAUUUGGUAUUUAAGUGUAUCAUUUCUCUGAAAUAAACUUGACAGUGACAAUAGAAAUUUGGGCAAUGUUGUGAAAUAUGAUUUAUCUUUUGCUUUUGACUUCUGUCUCAGAAUGAAAUCUUUAUGCUAUUAGAAUGGAAAAAUUAUUUUGAUACUAACAGUUGGUACAUUCAAAUCACCCAAAAUUUUGUAAAUAGCUAUUUUUCUUCAUUUUAAAAACAUCUUAUAUCAAAUAUUAACUAUUUGAUAUCAAGAUUUUAAUUAAUUUCUCUGGAAUGACUUCCCUGUCAAGAAUCUAUUCUUGUCUUUUUAUAUUGUAAUUACCUAUCAUUAUGAAUGUAUUUUUUUAAGUUCCAAUAAGUAAAUUUUAUGCAAAUUA